Alnus glutinosa is the source of this 1869-nucleotide messenger RNA. RefSeq names its product phospho-2-dehydro-3-deoxyheptonate aldolase 1, chloroplastic-like. Lineage: Eukaryota; Viridiplantae; Streptophyta; Magnoliopsida; Fagales; Betulaceae. Gene Ontology annotation, biological process: aromatic amino acid biosynthetic process. The record is from RefSeq and is a predicted model, not a curated record. The transcript is spliced from 5 exons. The coding region runs from base 60 to 1670 and encodes 536 amino acids. Gene Ontology annotation, molecular function: 3-deoxy-7-phosphoheptulonate synthase activity.
UCUCACCUUCUUCAGAUACCCCUGAACAUCUGCGUAUCUCACAUUCUGCAAAUAAAGAAAUGGCUCUCACAAGCAGCUCUGUGAUUCCCACCAAAUCCUUCAUUCAAACCCAGUCUUCUCUCCUGCCCUCCACCAAACCCCACCAACCCUCCAUCCCUUCCAGGCGCAGAUCACUCCCUUCGAUCUCCGCCGUCCACGCCGCCGAGCCCGCUAAGAACCCGGUUGUCUCCGACAAGCCGCCGAAGCAGCAAGUAACGCCACCGCCGACGAAGACGACCCACAAUGCGGCUCCGGUGACGUGGAGCGUGGAGAGCUGGAAGACCAAGAAGGCUCUCCAGCUGCCGGAGUACCCGAAUCAGGAGGAGCUCGAGUCGGUGCUCAAGACCCUCGAUACAUUCCCUCCGAUCGUUUUCGCCGGAGAGGCGAGGAACCUCGAGGAGCGGCUGGCUGAGGCCGCCAUGGGCAACGCGUUCCUUCUGCAAGGCGGGGAUUGCGCCGAGAGCUUCAAGGAAUUCAAUGCCAACAACAUCCGUGAUACCUUCAGAAUCAUCCUCCAAAUGGGUGCCGUCUUAAUGUUCGGAGGUCAAUUGCCUGUUAUCAAGAUGGGGAGAAUGGCGGGUCAGUUUGCGAAGCCGAGAUCGGAUCCGUUCGAGGAGAAGAACGGUGUGAAGCUGCCGAGUUACAGAGGGGACAAUGUGAACGGAGACGCUUUCGACGAGAAGUCGAGGACUCCGGACCCCCAGAGGAUGAUUAGAGCCUACUGUCAAUCUGCUGCCACUCUCAACCUUCUGAGGGCCUUCGCUACCGGAGGGUAUGCUGCUAUGCAGAGGGUCACCCAGUGGAAUCUGGAUUUCGCGGAGCACAGCGAGCAGGGAGAUAGGUACCGUGAACUAGCUCAUCGUGUUGAUGAGGCCCUUGGAUUCAUGACUGCAGCUGGACUCACUGUUGACCAUCCCAUUAUGACGACAACUGAUUUCUGGACAUCCCAUGAAUGCUUGCUCUUGCCAUAUGAGCAGUCACUUACUAGGUUGGAUUCAACCUCAGGCCUUUACUAUGACUGCUCUGCCCAUUUUCUUUGGGCAGGGGAACGUACCAGGCAGCUGGAUGGUGCUCAUGUUGAGUUUCUAAAAGGGAUUGCUAAUCCCCUCGGCAUUAAGGUCAGUGAUAAGAUGGAUCCAAACGAGCUUGUCAAGCUCAUCGAGAUUUUGAAUCCUCAGAACAAAGCUGGGAGGAUAACAAUAAUCACAAGAAUGGGAGCUGAAAACAUGAGGGUAAAGCUUCCUCAUCUAAUUAGGGCUGUCCGCAGAGCUGGGCACAUUGUUACAUGGGUCAGUGAUCCUAUGCAUGGAAACACAAUAAAGGCUCCGUGCGGUCUCAAAACUCGCCCCUUUGACUCCAUCAGGGCUGAGGUGAGAGCCUUCUUUGACGUGCAUGAGCAAGAAGGAAGCCACCCAGGAGGAGUUCAUCUAGAGAUGACAGGGCAGAACGUGACAGAGUGCAUUGGUGGGUCACGAACCGUGACAUUUGAUGACCUAAGUUCACGUUACCACACCCACUGUGACCCCAGGCUGAAUGCUUCACAAGCUCUUGAGCUUGCCUUCAUCAUUGCGGAGCGUCUUAGAAAGAGGAGGAUCAGAUCUCAGCAACCUCUUUCCUCCUUAGGGUUCUAGAAUAGGGCUUCAAAUGCCCAAGGCCAACAAUAUGUUCCUUCUUUUUCCCUAAGUUAUUAGUGGUUGUAUUAGCAUGAUCACUUUUGAGUUUUUUGAGUUAUUUAUGUUGUGUAUUGUAUGUGUAUACUUAAAAGGAAGUGGUGGUGUGAGACUUCUGAAAGGAAAGUGGAAUAAAUGGAAACGAUGACUGCAUUUUAUA